AAUGCGUAGAAGGUUCUGAAGCGAAAGUCAUUAAACAGAAAAUUUGACCGUGUAUAGUGACAAUGAGGACAACAGAACGACUGCACAUACUGUCUGGAGUUGUGUGUAUUUAAUGAAUUCAUUAUAUUUUGUUUUGUGGUAGCAAUCGAUUUGCUCCAAUGCAUUUCAUACUACCUAGUGCCUAGGUGGCACAAUGAGACUUAAAGAAUGGCGGAUAUCUGACUAAAUCAACUACCUCAUCGAAUCAAAGAAAGGCAACACGGUAUUUCUUCCCUCAGGUCGAAAAUGUGAUAUUAAUAUCCUGGCAUUAUGACAAUGUGAGAAAAUAUCAAACAACAACAUAAGCAUCACUUUACCAUGGCCUCAUCUACUCCAACUGUACCUCUGUGUAGAGGAAUUCCGGCCACAGGAACCACGCCUACUGUUUCACCAGAGGAAACAAAUUUUCUUCGCUUUGUUAAUCUGGUCCUUAAGAGAGCACCAAAGGCUCUGAGGGUCCAUUUUGAUACAGUUCAUCCUCCAAGUAACCUUGUUUCUGACCUAGUGACACAGAGACCUAUGCUGUUAAGCUUAAAAGCUAGAAGAGUAAUAAAUCAGGUCCAGUGGGAUACAUUAUUUGGAGUUUCCAAUCCUAUGUCAAAGGACUUUGAUGUGACACUGUUAAUCUGCCUUUUACGAAACAUGAGUCCCUCUACACCAGCACCAGCCGGAGGAUUCGACAUUCUACCCAGUCUGUCAGAUGUCAGUACUGGGGCUGACUUAGCAAGAAUUAAGUUCUAUAGAAACAAAGUGGCCCAUUCAGCAGAUGCAAGGAUGAACAUAAAUGAAUUCAACUCAAGCUGGACGGAUGUUGAAGGGGCUAUUGGAAGACUUGGAGGUUCUACAUUACUAUAUGAAACGAAAACUUUAAGAUUUUCUCCAAUGGAUGAGUCCGAGAGAGAACUUAUAUUGGAGCUUCUUCUCGAAAUUAAUCAAUUGAGACUGGAAAAUUUAGAAACGGUCCCUUGGAAUGUUAGAGAAUCAAUUGAAGAAAAAUUAAUGGCCUGGGAGGAAGAAGAUCAUUUGUUUGUAGAAACAAAAGCAUCAACCAGUAUCGAAAAGUUUGUUAUGGAAAAUUCAUGUGUUGUGGUUGUUGGUCAUCCAGGGUCAGGAAAAUCAGCUAUUAUUCAUCACAUUGCUCUUAAAAUGGGAAAACAAGGAUUUUCUGUUAUACCUAUUAAAAGCCCUGAUAAAAUUUUGGAUUAUUACAACAAAAGACACGCUCAAGUGUUUGUGAUUGAUGAUCCAUGUGGUGAAUUUUCGGUUAAUGAUCAGGCUUUUGAAUGGAUCAAAUAUUCCGAAGACAUUAAGCGAUGUCUGAACUUUAAACAAAGGAAAGAGCAAGUUCAGUCAAAACUUCUUGUUUCGUGUCGAUUAGCUUUAACCUCAGACCAUAAAUUCCGUAAAAUUAAGGUGUUUUCCAAUUUCAUAUUCAGUUUAGAAAACCAAAAAAAUCAUUUAUCGAUAACUGAGAAGAAAAAGAUCUUAGAAGCUCACUUUCAGUGUGAACUUGAUUUUCCACCAAAGCUGUUUGAAAAGCAUAUUGACUGUUUCCCGUUGCUUUGUAGACUGUAUGUUCACGUUUGGGCUGAUCCAAAGUGUUUGGAAUCUUUUUUUGAAAAUCCGUUUAUUCAUUUGGUCUCAAAGCUAAACCUGAUGAUAGAAGAUCCAAAACGAGAAAGCAUUUAUGAAUAUUGUGCUUUAGUUUGUUGUUCCCUUUCAGAAGACAAACUUGCUUUAUAUCUAUCUAACAAGGAUAAAAAUCCAUCUGACAACUUUGAGUGCCUUGAACAAAUUCACAAUGCUUGUGAAAUUGAUCUCAAUCCCUCGGAAUUAUUAUCUGCUGUGAACAGACAAAGUGGAAAGUAUAUCAAACAAGUCGGCCAAACAUUUUCUGUAAUACAUACAAAACUACUGGAUAUAAUCAUUUGGCAUUUCGGGAAACAAUCACCAAAAACAUUGAUAAAAUUUUCUCCAUUAGAAAUAUUUCAAAAUAGGCUUAGACCUUUUGGAAAAUUAAAAUGUGAUGAUAAUAAAGAUUUGUUCCUCGUAGAAUUGGACGAAAGUAUGUUGACAUGUUACGUAGAAAGAAUACAAAAAGAUAUAGAACGAGGAAUAGUUGUUGAAGUUUUUCAAAACCCAGCCCUGCCAAACGCAAAGGUUGAAUCUUGCAUAUUUUCACUGUUAGAAGAGAGGCAUGUCUUGGCUGAAACACUAACGAAAACAGGCCAAAGCUUGUCAGCAGGUAGAAUGGACUCUAUGACUUCGUUUUCGAAAGAAGAAUUAUUCAGAAAUAGCCAAAUUUCAUUUCUUCAUUUACUUAUUGCAUACAACUGGUCAACAUUUUUAGAAUAUCUGUUUCAAAUGGAAAAUGAGACUCUUUUUCAAACAUUAUUUGAUCAGAAGGCAUGUUCAAUAUAUUCGGCUAUUCUUAGUGGGAAUAUUGAAAUUGUUAAAUGGUGCUUUGACUACUAUUUUAAAAUAUAUGAAAGUGUUCAAUACCUUAUGGAGGAAAUGUUUUCAGAUGAUAAUUGUUUGUAUUGUGACUUUGAUAAAAAAAAGAAAAGUCAUGAAGAUUAUUGUCAAAUUGCACGAAUCCCAUUGUCAAUUCUUGUCUGUAUAACGGGGAAAAUAGAAAUAUUGGAAUUCCUUAUCCAAAAGAAAGUCUGCUCUCAGGCAGAUCUUACCUCAAAUUUUCAUUUAAUGGAAGAAAUGGUUUCACCUUUAAUGGUAAGCAGUUUAUAUGGGCAUUGUGAUCUUACUCAUUUCUUGUUGUUAAACGGGGCAACUGUAAACUUUCAGAAUGAACUCGGUAUUUCUGCACUCCAUGAUGCCUGUCGGAAUAAUCAUAUAAGUGUCAUUAAACUGUUGCAUGACUUUGGAGCUGAAGUAAAUAUCAAAGAUGACAACGGUGAGACACCAUUCUCCCUAGCAUGCCGAAAUGGUUCAUUGGAAGCUGCAGAUCUUUUGAUUACUCUUAGGGCAAAUGUCAAUUUACAAGACAAUCUUGGAUGGACAGCUCUACAUUCAUCUAUUUUUUUUGAGCAGAAAAGAAUGAUUCCUUUCCUAAUUGAAAAGGGAUGCGACAUUAACUUGACUGAUAAUGACGGCGAAACUUCUUUAUCGUUAGCAUGUUUUCUUGGAAAUUGCGAUACCAUCAAGUAUCUACUAGAAAAAGGGAUAAAUAGACAAUAUCAACAGACUGGACUUUUGAAAGCUUGUCAAAGUGGAAAAGUAAAUACCGCCUCUUUCUUAUUGGAACAAGGACUGGAUAUAAAUUAUAGGGAUGAGAAUGGUCUGGCAGCACUUCACGUCAGUUGUGCGCAUAACAACUCAGAACUUCUUCAUUAUCUGCUCUCCAAAGGAGCGUGUCCAAAUAUUCUCACCAACGACAAUCGAACUCCUUUGCAUAUUGCUUCAGAAAAUUUAUUUGAAGAAUGCAUCUCAAUUCUUGUAAAACACGGGGUAAAUAUAAAUGCAUUAGAUAUGGAGAAUAAAACAGCACUACAUUACGCAUGCCGAAAUCCAAACACUGAACGAUUUUUUACACACGAGACAAGAAAAAAUGACAGGUGUUUCCAUGGGAAACUGAAUGAGUUAACGGACGUCCAACAGAAUUCUGGAUCCAAUGUUAUUUCAAAUAAUACACCGGAUAUGACCAAAUAUAUAUUGGAUUACUGUCAAUAUGAAAACUCAUUAAUAGAGAAACUUGAAAGGAUAGUCAAUAUUCUUAUUCAGAGUAAUAUCGAUAUAAACAUUCCUGACAAAGAUGGCAUUACUCCCUUACACACUGCCUGUUUAGGGAUUUUUUCAAACGUCAUCGAGAUGCUUUUGAGAAAUGAGGCACAAGUUAAUUUGCUCGACAAAGAUGGACGAACUCCUUUACAUGUGGUGUGCUUAAAUGGAAAUUCAAAGGUGUUAAUGUUACUUAUACAAAAUGGAGGAAAUGUUAAUAUUGCGGACAAGACCGGAUCGACACCGUUACAUAUCGCUGCUCAACACCACAAUAUUGAUAUUCUUUCUAGUUUAAUUUCUAAUGGAGCAAAUGUGAAUUUUCAGGAUCACAAUGGUUUAACACCAUUGCACGUUUCAUGUUACAAUGACGAUAUAGAUAUUGUACAAAAGCUGUUGGAGUCUGAUGUCGAUGCCUCAAUUCUUUCGAAAGAUGGUCUGGAUCCUCUAACGGUGUCAGUUGCAAACGGCUACUUUCAUAUAUCAGAAGAAAUUUUGAAAAAAGGUGUUCACAUACAUGAUAUGAACUUUUCGUAUUUGCUACAAUGUGUCAAGUGUAAAUCAAUUAUUUGCCAAGUUUUGGAAGAGUACAAUGAAUUCUUUACCUACAGAAAUAGUGAAGGACAGACUCUUCUACACUUAGCAACCUUGGGAAAAAUGAUACUAUGGAUUGAAUGUCUCCAAGGCAAGGACGAUUUGAUUAACGUUUCCGACAACGAAGGACAUAUUCCCUUUUUUUACGCAAUUGAAAACGAUCUGCAAGACAUUAUAAAAUUAUUUUUAAAAGAGGACCUGUCUGAGGCAAUGGAAAUUGAAUAUCUUCGCAUGGCACAUAAACUAGGCAGAGGAGAUAUAGUAUCAAUACUGUUCGAAAAAUAUCCCAGUUUACUGAGUAAUUUAAAUGGGAGUGAUUAUAGAAUCGUACCGAAGUUGCUGAGGACCCAACGUGUAUCCAAUAAAAUAAUGGAAAAUGCUUUAAAAAGCAGAAAGUACCUAGACAUAUACAGCAUUAUUCUUGUUGAUCUUCCAUGUGAGUUAUGGAACGUUCAUACAAGCACAGUACCAUGUCUAUCUCCAGAAAACUGUAUGACAAGCGACCGCAAUUGGUUAGAGGAGAAAAAGAUAAUUGAUGAAGUGAGAUCCAUUAGAAAUGUUACAGAUUUAUACCCCCUUGAUAUAUGGCCGCUUCUUUUCUACUCAGAUUAUUCUCCGAUGUUUGAAAGUGUAUCAUGUUCCGAAUUUGUUCGUUUUGCUACAUUGAAGGAUGAAAUUGGAAAUACCUUUUUACAUUAUAUGUGUUUGAUGAAAAAUGAUUUAUCGCGUAUAAAACAUUAUUUAUUUUUAUUGAAAAAUAAAUAUUCGUUCUAUGAUUUUUUUUCCCAAAAUACGGUAGAUAUAAGAGAGCUUAUUAAUAUGCAGAACCUUGCGGGAUGUACACCUCUACACUACGCAGUAAGAAAUCCUCACGCAUUUCGUUUACUUGCUGACUUGGGUGCUGAAAUCGGAAUUAAGGAUAAAUCUGGUCAUUAUGCUGAACAUUAUAUGGAAUGUCGAACAACAUCUUUUUUAAAAAAUAUUACUUCCGUGCUAUCAAUUAAAAAUUGAAAUAGAUACAAAAUUAAUCAAAUAACACAAGAGCAUUGCAAAGAGGAGCAUCCCCUCGCAAAGAGCAUAUCAUUUAAAUCAAAACAGCAUUGGACAUAAAUUCCAAUGUUAAUUUUAUCACUUCCGUUUCAUACAUCGCUAGCUCACUCACAAAUGAACACACACAAUUACGUUACUAUAUCUAUUUUGCGAGGGUUAUAAUAUACUGAGAUGCAAAAAAACA
Saccostrea cuccullata (small rock oyster) is the source of this 5599-nucleotide messenger RNA. RefSeq lists its product as uncharacterized. NCBI's taxonomy places the organism in Eukaryota, Metazoa, Mollusca, Bivalvia, Ostreida, Ostreidae. The transcript is spliced from 5 exons. The record is from RefSeq and is a predicted model, not a curated record. Gene Ontology annotation, molecular function: protein binding. The coding region runs from base 358 to 5376 and encodes 1672 amino acids.